AUGCUACCUGGCUCUUUGGUGGUGGGAAAUGUGACAGUUGUCAAGUCCAGACAGACAAGCUGCCCUUCACAUGCGUUCUUAGACUGCGAGCCUGAGCUUGUUCAGUGUCUUGUGAAAAGCUUCUGUUCUCCAAAAAAUACCUCUUGCUUGAGCCUGGCGGCAGCCCCCGUGCACCGAGUUCAUCAUACCUCUCCUGGCUUCCGCGGCUGCAACUACGACUGGUGUCAAAUGAGGAGCAAUACUUUGUAUACACUCGACGGGCUCUGCGCGAGGCCAUCCAGAAAGCAGAACAACAAGGAGGACAUCCGUCAGUUGGAGGAAGGAAAACGCGCCCGGACUCAAGAUCUUCUUACGAGUAACGGCAAGCAACUCGACACAUGGAAAGAGCUGUAUCUGGUUGAAGCCGCCAACGUUCGGAAAGUCAACUACGAACGAAUUAAGACUUUCUGUAUCGCCGAGGAUAAUGUCAGUUUCAAUAACCUCCUCAAACACUCCAACACCUUUCGCACCGUCUUACGAGUCUUUGAACGCGACCUCGAUUAUAUCACUCUAUCAGUAUGGCUCGAGCACCGUGGUCUUAUUCUUCGUGAAUACGCAUGCAUACCGUCUCGUUCUAACCCCAACGGCAAAACCCGCUGUCCAAUCUGUAAUCGUUUGGUCAAAACAGCUGGUCUGUGCACUCACCUGGUCGAUAAACAUCCGGAUGUUGACCCCAAUACGGUUCCAAGAACACUUCUACCUGCCCAAGACCGUGACAAGAUGCAUUGUAUGCAAUGUCCCCCUUCAAAACGGUGGCGGACGUUCGAUAAAGACGCACUGGUGUGCCACAAACGGUCUAAACACCCACAGUUGCAGCAAUAA
Messenger RNA from Mycena indigotica, 861 nucleotides. Its product is annotated as Inositol-pentakisphosphate 2-kinase. The transcript has 11 exons. The record is from RefSeq and is a predicted model, not a curated record. The coding region runs from base 1 to 861 and encodes 286 amino acids. NCBI's taxonomy places the organism in Eukaryota, Fungi, Basidiomycota, Agaricomycetes, Agaricales, Mycenaceae.